AUGCCCGCAACGAGAUGGACGGGAUAUAAUUACACCAACGUCACACUUCCCGAUUACUACAGCACCAAAGGAGGCAACUCUUCAUGGGGUGGCCAGAUUAUCCAAGACAGGCAGGAGAAUGGGCUUUUCCAUCUCAUCAUCUCACAAUUCGCACAUGGAUGUGGCCUGUCUGGCUGGAGACCCUUCAGUACUGUCAUCAGAGCAGAGUCUAGGACCGGGCCGCUCGGUCCCUAUCACUACGCCCAGGAACUACUUGGGCCCUUCCGUCACAAUCCGACGACCAUCUGGAGUCCUGCAGACAAUCAAUACCUUCUCUACACGAUCGGAAUAGAGACAGAGACACCGACCACUUGCAAAUCAUACAAGUGGGCCAACAACAUUUCAGUCUCAAGCGCCCCCGAUGUUCGUGGGCCCUGGUCUUCUCCGCAGUUGCUGAUCAACGGGACCAACCCAACACUCUGGCCGCUCUGGAGUCCAGAGGACCCAACAUCUGAGAUGAUACUCGGCGCCGAGGACAACAAGAUCUUCGCGGCCGACACCUUCUCCGGCCAGUACGACCUCAUCAAGACCAUGCCAUGGAACACGUCCGACUACAGCGACCACUGGACCGAGGACCCGUUCCUGUGGCGGGACAAGCGCGGGAACUGGCAUAUCCUGUGCCACUGGAUGAUCGACACUGCCGAGCGAGGCGAGAAGUUCCCUCGGGUGGGCGGGCACUUGUUCUCUCGUGAUCUGACGGGCGACUGGACUUUCAAGCUGCAGGCGGCGUACAACACGACCGUCCAUUUCACUGAUGGUGGGAGGACGGACUAUUAUCGCAGGGAGCGCCCCAAGCUGUUUUUCAGUGAUGACGGAGAGCUCACUCCGCUUUUCCUAACCAACGGCGUGCAGGAGCUCAAUAGUUCGGGCAGUUAUACGUUGAUACAACCGAUCGGCAAGGGCGCGGAGACAUUUUCGAGGAAAUUAGGAUUUUGA
Molecule: messenger RNA, 975 nt
Organism: Diaporthe citri
Lineage: Eukaryota; Fungi; Ascomycota; Sordariomycetes; Diaporthales; Diaporthaceae
Exons: 1
Coding region: 1-975 (324 amino acids)
Source: RefSeq, a predicted model, not a curated record